AGGUAUUAGACUGUAGCGGUUUAGUGAAACCUAUGUCUAACUCAUCUGACCUUGGCCUUCCCGUGAGAGAACUUAUGGGCUGGAAACUAUUUUUAGAAGUCUUUUACACUGAACUCCCUCUUAAGUGUUUAGUCUUAUCCUACACUCCCACCACUCAUGGCUCAAAAGACUAUAACCCACUUGCCCUGGUCUCCCUCAAGUUCUAAGGGGACCCCUACACCAUAACCGCUAAAUGUGGUUUACCACCAAAAUCAACCUCCUAUGGUAACUGCCUAUUCACGUUCUGGCGGUUUUCGCUGUUUUCCGCUACCCAUUGUAUUAUAGCAGAUGUUCUGUAACGCAUUCUUGAUCUUCUUGUUAUUGCCUGAUCUUGUUCGAUUCAGGGUUCUCUUGAAGAGAAAACACCCGCUUGCAUUAUUUUGCUGUUAUUACCAAAAUUUGACUCAACUAGAUCUGGGGUCUGUAAAGAUCUGUGAUAGAAAUGAUGCAGAGAACUUUCUCCCCUUUUUGCAGUUGGUAUUAUUCAGUUGAUUGCGGGAUGUGUGAAGAAAUCCAUGGCCGCCAGAUGUGUUCUGAUAUGAAGAUUUUCAUCGAUGUGGUCUGAUUUUGAUUGUGUGGAUGGAUGUAUUUGAAUCAGAUUCAAUAAGGAAGCAUUCAAGAGGCGAGACUCCGAGACCUCCACUGGGUCUGGCUGAAAGAAACAAUGUAUCGGCCACUCGUCGCUCUCGGACGAGGGAAGUUAGUUCUAGAUACAAGUCACCUACUCCCUCGGCCCUUUCCACACCUCGGCGCAGUGCCUCGCCGAAUGCCUCAAGAACUGUGUUUUCUUCCUCCCAAAUGGUGCAGAAAAGAGCCGUAUCGGCUGAGAGGAAACGGCCUUCCACGCCUCCUUCUCCGACGAGUCCAUCGACUCGGGCUCAGGACUCAUCUGCUGAUUUGAGAUUGUCAUCAAGAAGGACGGCAGGCGGUCGUAUGGCGGAAAGUUUAUGGCCUUCGACCAUGCGGAGUUUGAGUGUCUCUUUCCAGUCUGACAUAAUUUCUGUUCCCGUCAGUAAGAAGGAAAAACCAGUCCCAGCAUCUCCUUCCGAUCGGACAUUGAGGCCGUCUUCAAAUUUUGCUCACAAGCAUGUCGAAACGCCUAUGGUUUCAAGGAAACCUACACCAGAGAGAAAGAGGAGUCCUCUUAAGGGAAAGAAUGUUUCCGAUCAGUUGGAGAAUUCUAAGCCAAUUGAUAGCUUGCAUACCCGGCUUGUAGAUCAGCAGAGGUGGCCGAGUAGAAUUGGUGGGAAGGUAUCAUUAAAUGCAUUAAGUCGAAGUGUGGAUCUUACUGAUAAAAUAAUUCGGAGUUCUAGUGGUCCACUUGUAGGAAUUGGGUUAUCUUCGUUAAGGAGAACUUCGUCUGAUUCUAUGAACAAACUUUUCCAGAGAUCUAAUAAUGAUUGUACGAGGAUUCUUCCACUUGAUGAUGGUCUUAGAAUGGAAGGUGAAUCAAAUUCAGUUGAGAAUUGUUCAUUGCAGGCAUCAGGAAUUCCUAGGCUUGCUUCUAAUGGCUUACCAGAUAGGCUAAAACCAACACCAGCUGUCAGAUCUCAGUCUCUGACGUUACCUGGAUCUCGUCUACCUUCACCCAUUAGAUCCUCAAUGCCAUCAGCCUCUGUUUCUAGAGGUUCAAGUCCAACCCGGCCAAGAUCAUCAACUCCUCCUCCUAGGGGUGUCAGUCCAUCUCGAGCCAGGCCAACUUCCAUUCAAUCAAGCUGCUCAACUUCGGUGCUCAGUUUCAUUGCAGAUUUUAAGGGUAAAAAAGGUGCUAAUUAUAUUGAAGAUGCUCACCAGCUACGGCUAUUAUAUAAUAGAUAUAUGCAAUGGAGAUUUUCCAAUGCACGAGCAGAGGCUGUACUUGACAUGAAUAAAGUAAAUGCAGAGAGAAUGCUAUGUAAUGUCUGGAAAGCUACGAUACGUAUUUGGGAUUCAGUAACCAGAAACAGAAUUGAUCUCCAUAGGCUGAAGCUAGAGCUCAAGCUGAAUAAGAUUAUGAAUGAUCAAAUGUGCUACCUUGAGGAAUGGGAUUCACUUGAGAGAGACCAUAUCAAUUCGUUGUCUGGUGCAUUGUUAGAUCUUGAAGCAAGCACUCUUCGAGUUCCCCUAACUACAGGAGCAACAGCAGAUGUUGAAUCAUUGAAAGGUGCAAUCUGCUCAGCUCUUGACGUGAUGCAAGUAAUGGCAUCCUCCAUAUGCUCCUUGCUUUCGCAGGUGGAGAGCAUGAAUGGGUUGGUUACAGAACUCGCGGUUGUAGCUUCGCAAGAGAAAGCAAUGUUAGAUGAAUGUGAAUCAUUGCUGGCAUCAACAACAGCAAUGCAGGUAGAAGAGUACAGUCUUAGGACACAUCUCAUACAAAUGAAACAAGCUUUGGAAAACACAACUCUCAAUCUUCUUCCCCAUCGGUAUAAGUAUAACUACUGCACCCCCUUCAUAACCUCUCACCAACCAAGCUAACAACAAUAUACCUACUUCCACUCUCUCCAAAAAUUCCACCUGUAUUUGCUUCUCAUCUCAAAUGUAAAUUUGAUUAUUUAUUUUUUUUAUAUAAAUAUAUAGUAUAUAUACAGUAUAUAUAUUGGAAAGAAAAUGCAAGUCAUUCCAAAAGCAGCAUCCAAAAAGAGUGUUAACAAUGCAAAUGAAACUGAUGGUAAAUUAUCAGGACAGUUUCUUUUUGUUUA
This is a messenger RNA of Cucumis melo (muskmelon), 2717 nucleotides long. Its product is annotated as AUGMIN subunit 8. Gene Ontology annotation, cellular component: cytoplasm; centrosome; nuclear microtubule. The record is from RefSeq and is a predicted model, not a curated record. Gene Ontology annotation, biological process: spindle assembly; centrosome cycle. Bases 619 to 2493 code for a protein of 624 amino acids. The transcript is spliced from 7 exons. NCBI's taxonomy places the organism in Eukaryota, Viridiplantae, Streptophyta, Magnoliopsida, Cucurbitales, Cucurbitaceae. Gene Ontology annotation, molecular function: microtubule binding.